Molecule: messenger RNA, 820 nt
Organism: Pistacia vera
Lineage: Eukaryota; Viridiplantae; Streptophyta; Magnoliopsida; Sapindales; Anacardiaceae
Product: 60S ribosomal protein L13a-4
Exons: 4
Coding region: 1-621 (206 amino acids)
Biological process (GO): negative regulation of translation; translation
Cellular component (GO): cytosolic large ribosomal subunit; ribosome
Molecular function (GO): mRNA binding; structural constituent of ribosome
Source: RefSeq, a predicted model, not a curated record
AUGGUGUCGGGUUCCGGGAUCUGCGUGAAGAGAGUGGUGGUGGACGCCAGGCACCACAUGCUGGGCCGCCUGGCCUCCGUCCUGGCCAAGGAACUCCUGAAUGGGCAGAAAGUUGUGGUCGUUAGAUGCGAAGAGAUUUGCAUCUCCGGUGGGCUCGUGAGGCAGAAGAUGAAAUACAUGAGGUUCUUGAGGAAGAGAAUGAACACUAAGCCUUCUCAUGGUCCUAUUCACUUCAGGGCUCCGGCUAAGAUCCUUUGGCGCACCAUUCGUGGAAUGAUUCCUCACAAGACCAAACGUGGAGCUGCUGCCCUUGCUCGGUUUAAGGCUUAUGAGGGAGUUCCACCUCCUUAUGAUAAGAUGAAGAGGAUGGUCAUCCCUGAUGCUCUCAAGGUUUUGAGGCUUCAAAAGGGACACAAGUAUUGCUUAUUGGGCAGACUCUCAUCAGAAGUUGGAUGGAACCACUAUGACACCAUUAAGGAGCUUGAGAGGAAGAGAAAGGAGAGGGCUCAGGUAGCAUAUGAGAGGAAGAAGCAAUUGAACAAACUGAGGGUCAAAGCAGAGAAGGUUGCUGAGGAGAAGCUUGGUCCCCAGUUAGAGAUCAUUGCUCCAAUCAAGUAUUGAUAAUUGAUAACAAUCAUUGUUUUUGAAAUGUCAUAUCUGAGAAUGAGUUUGUUGCCGUAAUAUUUUUUCGUUUAGUUUGAUACUUUGUGGGGUUAUAGUUUCAUUGUGGUAGUUUUGAGGUAGAUACUAUGAUAUGUAUGCAACGUGCUUGUUCAAAUUAGUUAUUUAUUGUUAUCAAAUUUCUCGAUUUCCUGACUUA